AUUAGUAAUUCUUUUGUUUAAUUUGAGAAAAUGUUACGAUUGAUACACAGUACCGCUCGAUCAAACAUUUUGUAUAUAAGAACUUAUGGAAUUCAGUUUAGUUCAAAAGAAACAGCUAAUUCAUGAUUUGUUGAGUCUGGCGUCCAUGCUUUUAUUGACCAAAAACGAAAUAUAUUGACCUGUUAAGAGUACAAGAACCUGCUUAAUUCACGCCUACCUAGUACAUAUGAGCCACGAAACGCUCAAUCGAAUACUAAUCAUAUAUUUUUAAAAUAAAUAAACCUUUUAACUGAACAGACUGCGACAAGAAGGGAAUAAACGUCUAGUGUAAUUACGUUAUUAUUUAAGGGAGAAGAAUUUAAAUUAAAGGGUCUCAACUCGUUUAAAAAAUUAACGACUUUUCCCUGAACAGACUACUCUCUUUACUGAGUAGUUGGUCCUACUGCACGCAGCGUGAAAAGACGCGAACCUAGCCAAGCAUAUUGUGUCAAACGUGUAAACAAUUAUGUCACCUGUAAACAAUUUCUUGUGGGGCCAGAAAGAGUCCUGUAUUCUUCUGCACCUUUGUGUUGAAGAUGAAGUCAGUGGUGCCAUUCAAGUUCAUUUUGAUGUUCUUUCUUAUUUCACAUUUACCAAGAGCUGUGGACUGUAGUGCCAGCAAUGUAAACAACUGCUACACUUUUCAUGACGUUGACAGUACCUGGAACGAAGCCCGUGACGCGUGCCGUGACAUGGGAGCUCACCUAGUUACCAUGGAAACGACAGACGAGUGGAACAAAGUUAAGGGCUUCCUCGCAGAUAAAGUGACGGAAACUGGUAGUUACACUCACUAUUACAUUGGACUCCGUAAAGAAAGCGGAACGUGGAAAUGGACUGAGGCAGGAUCGCCUGGUGUCACUGUGGCCACAGAUGACAGCCGCUGGCAGAGCGGUCAGCCUAGUGAUGAUUCAAGGGAAGUUUGUGGCGAAAUCUGGUAUCCCAGUUCAGGGACCCAAGGGCAUUUUAAUAAUGUCAUGUGCAAUAGAAAAGAUGCGGGUCAAGGAAUAACGGCAACACGUGGAUACAUCUGUGAAAACUAUUAAAUCAAACCGAGAUUAACUGAGUUAACCUGAUCAGUUAAAUGUUGAAAUCAAUAUAAAAGGGAGUAAAUUUUAAGCUUAAUAAAGCAAGCUGAAUAAAAAUAAACAAAAGAGUUUUGAUUUCUGUGUUUAUUUUUUUUUCCCUUGGCCAAAGAGAAAGCGGUGUAUGUGUCAAAUUUUUGCCAUGGAAGGAAAGAUCAAGCAUUCUAUCGCCAUGGUCCUGUUUUUCCUUGCAAAUUUCCAUGUAUAUGUUGAAUGAAAAGAUACUCGCUUUAUUGAUAUCUCAGACGGAGAACGAGGGAGUUGUGUAUUUUGUUCUCGCUAGUGUUCAGAGUUCUCCAGUUCUCGCAUAGCUCUGCCGCAUCGGGAAUCAUGCGCUUAUCAGUACAAUAGAACAUGGCUUUGGCAACUCUAUUGACCAAUCAGGGCGUGCUUAGUAUCUUAGUUAUUUUAUAAAGGUAAAUUACUAUAAACAACUUUUACUAUUAUGUCUUAAAAGGCAAAAAUUUAAUAGUCGAACAAUCCAUUCUUUCAAGUACUACCAUUUA
This is a messenger RNA of Orbicella faveolata, 1627 nucleotides long. Its product is annotated as C-type lectin domain family 10 member A-like. The record is from RefSeq and is a predicted model, not a curated record. NCBI's taxonomy places the organism in Eukaryota, Metazoa, Cnidaria, Anthozoa, Scleractinia, Merulinidae.